Molecule: messenger RNA, 255 nt
Organism: Rotaria socialis
Lineage: Eukaryota; Metazoa; Rotifera; Eurotatoria; Philodinida; Philodinidae
Source: the annotation of a GenBank genome assembly
AUGUUUAAUGCUCAACGUCUUGCGCCUGGUUUCAAUAGCAACGAUGAAUUGUUAGCAGAUCGUUCGGCAGCAUCGAAUUAUUUAUUUGGUUUACCAAUACGACAAUAUCAAGAUCAAUUAUAUCAGAGACCAGCGGACAGUUUAUCAGCAUUAUCAGUAUCAGAUAGACAUAAUCAACAACGUACAAAACGGAUCUAUUGGGAGAAUCUCGCAUUUCAUGCAGCUGAUUAUAAUCAAAAGCCCAAGAAAACUUAA